This is a messenger RNA of Candidozyma haemuli, 318 nucleotides long. Its product is annotated as thioredoxin family protein. Lineage: Eukaryota; Fungi; Ascomycota; Pichiomycetes; Serinales; Metschnikowiaceae. The transcript is spliced from 2 exons. The record is from RefSeq and is a predicted model, not a curated record. Bases 1 to 318 code for a protein of 105 amino acids.
AUGGUCUACAAUGAGAUUCUCAGGACGCUGGGAGCCAAACCUAUGCUCGUCCUUUUUUCUGGUAUCGGAUGUGGGCCCUGCGAUAAUGUGGCUCCUUACUUCGAGAAGUUAUCUGAGGUGUACGGCUUUGACUUCUACAAAACCGAGCGUUCCAUGAGCAAACUAGACGAUAUUUUCAAGACGGAAACGCCCCACAUCAUUGCAUUUCCUACUUUUGGAUUCUUCAGGUUUGGUAUGGAGUUGGGGAAGGUUGUUGGAGACAGCCCUGAGCAGCUCAAGGAGUGGAUCGAACUUAGCAUCAAGUAUAAAGGCGACUGA